GCGCCUGCACGGAAGCGGCUGCAGGAUGUGACAGGUGCCGCCUCUGUAUUUACCUCCGCUUACCACUGCGGGACACUUUUAGGGCUCACGGCAGGAUAACCAUGAUCCCGUUUACCGUGAAUAUCAAGCUGUCCACCCGUACACUUACCGGAGCCCUUACGCAGCAAAACAAGGGGGCAUUAGACUGGGGCUGCCAGGGUCUCAUUGCAUAUGGAUGUCACACACUAGUACUUGUGGUAGAUCCAAGCACUGCACAGACGCUACAGGUUUUAGAAAAGCACAAAUCCAGUAUUGUUAAGGUAAAAUGGGCAAGAGAAAACUAUCACCACAACAUGGGCUCCCCUUAUUCUUUGCGGCUGGCGUCGGCUGAUGCCAGUGGGAAGAUUAUUGUUUGGGAUGUGGGGAGUGGCACUACAAGGUGUGAAAUACAGGAACACUCCAAGCCCAUUCAUGACAUGCAGUGGCUUUGGAGUCAGGAUGCCUCACGUGACCUUCUUCUGGCUGUUCAUCCUCCCAACCUCAUUGUGCUGUGGAACGCAGACACCGGUACCAAGCUGUGGAAGAAGAGUUAUGCUGAAAACAUCCUGUCUUUCUCUUUCAACCCCUUCCAGCCCUCUCAUCUUGCUUUGCUCACCAGUGAGGGCAUUGUGUUUGUCUCUGACUUUUCUCCAUCUAAACCUCCAACAAGCAGCGGAAGGAAGGUGUAUAUAUCCAGCCCUCAUGCCAGCCCUGCACACACCAAACCAGUAACAGCUACUGGUGCCAAGAAAGCGUUGAACAAGGUGAAGAUUCUUAUCACCAAUGAGAAGCCCAGUGCUGAAGCUGUGACUCUCAAUGAGUGCUUGCAACUCUCCUACUUGCCUUCUAAACGCAAUCACAUGCUGCUGCUUUACCCCCGGGAAAUUCUGAUCUUGGACUUGGAAGUCAACCAGACGGUUGGUGUUGUGGCCAUUGAGAGGACUGGCGUUCCAUUUCUGCAGGUAAUCCCCUGCUUUCAGAGGGACGUUCUCUUCUGCCUUCAUGAGAAUGGCUGUAUAACGCUGCGCGUCGGGAGGCAAAGCUGCGGUGGCUUAGGAGCACCAAAUGAAGAGACAGAUUCUGACCCAGUGCCUGAAAUGACGUAUGACCUGCGCUGUCAGUGUGAUGCUAUUCGAGUGACAAAAACCGUUCGCCCUUAUUGCAUAUCAUGCUGCCCCAUAAAUGAGAACUUAGCAGCCUUGAUCAUCAGCGAUGGACGUAUCAUGAUUUGGGAACUGAAGUCCAGCGUGGCCGGCAAAAAAAUGAGCAGCGUCAGUCCCAGCUUGGGUGCUUUAUAUGCCCCCCUUUCGUUUUGUGGGAAGCCAGUUGGACCCAUGCAGAGAAAGCUUCCUGAUCUUUCACUGGAUAGCAUGAUAGCUGGUCAGAGCACGCUUGCUGGAGAUUCUCUGCUCUCUGGGAGCCCACUCCAAGAAGUACACCUCAAGUUUCUCCUGACAGGCCUCAUCUCUGGGCUUCCACAGCCACCAUUUGUAGUAAGAAUGUGUCCCCCGCUUACUACCAAGAACAUUACACAGUACAAACCACUGAUGGCUGUUGGUACCAGCACUGGCUCUAUAUUAGUCUAUAACCUGACCAGUGGACUUCUGCACAAAGAGUUAAACAUCCAUUCUUGUGAGGUCAGAGGCAUUGAGUGGACCAGUCUCACAAGCUUCCUCUCCUUUGCAACCUCCACCCCAAACAACCUUGGACUGGUCAGAAAUGAACUCCAGUUGGUGGAUCUUCUUACAGGGAGGAGUAUAGCAUUUCGAGGAGAGAGAGGUAUUGAUGAACAACCCAUGGAGAUGAUUAAAGUGUCUCAUUUAAAGCAGUACUUGGCCGUGGUGUUUAAAGACAAGCCCUUGGAAUUAUGGGACAUUCGCACUUGUACUCUGCUGCGGGAGAUGUCUAAAAGCUUCCCUUCUGUGACAGCCUUGGAGUGGUCCCCAUCCCACAACCUGAAGAGCCUCAGAAAGAAGCAGAUGGCAGCCCGAGAGGCGAUAGCACGUCAGACCGUCUCUUCAGACACAGAAUUAAACAGCGCGGAGUCUUCGGUCAUAAGUCUCUUACAGGAGGCGGAGAGCAAGGCGGAGAUGAGCCAGAAUAUCUCUGCGCGGGAGCACUUUGUCUUUACCGAUACAGAUGGCCAGGUUUAUCACCUCACCGUCGAGGGCAACUCUGUCAAAGACAGUGCCAGGAUUCCCCCAGAUGGCAGCAUGGGCAGCAUCUCUUGCAUCGCCUGGAAAGGAGAUACCUUGGUCCUGGGAGAUGUGGAUGGAAAUUUGAAUUUCUGGGACCUGAAAGGACGUGUCUCCAGGGGGGUUCCUACUCACAGAAACGGGGUUAAGAAGAUCCGAUUUGCCCCAGGCAAAGGCAAUCAGAAGCUGAUAGUACUCUACAAUGAUGGGGCAGAGGUUUGGGACACCAAAGAGAUUCAGAUGGUCAGUAGUUUGCGAGGCGGGCGGAACAUCAGCCACCGCAUCCUGGAUGUAGACUGGUGCUCAUCAGACAAAGUCAUCUUGGCCUCCGAUGACGGCUGCAUUCGAGUGCUGGAUAUGACUAUGAAGUCCACUUGCUUCAGAAUGGAUGAACAGGAGCUGAUUGAUCCAGUCUGGUGUCCGUAUCUGCUCUUCCCAAGGGCGGCAUUUGUCCUCAAAGCUUUCCUGCUCCACCAGCCUUGGGCAGGCAAAUAUUCCCUGGCUAUUACAGAUCUGGAUUAUCCAGAGCACGAGGACAUGAAGGAUCUCAUACAGCAGCAGAUCAACUCCUUGUCCAAUGAUAUAAAGGGCUUGCUCCUGGACCCAGAGUUCACCCUUCUGCAGAGGUGCCUGCUCGUGGCAAGGCUCUAUGGGGAUGAGUCUGAACUCCAUUUUUGGACUGUGGCGGCUCAUUACCUGCAAGCGUUCCAGCGAGAGAAGUCUCAGGCGGGCUCGGCAUUAAAUCCCUUAGAUAUUUGUUAUGACCUGCUGUGUGAGAAUUCAUACUUUCAGAAAUUUCAGCUGGACCGAGUUUGCCUGCAGGAAGUGAAGCGGUCGAGCUAUGAACACACAAGGAAGUGCGCUGACCAACUCCUGCUUCUCGGCCAAACAGACCGAGCGGUGCAGCUGCUGCUGGAGACCAGUGCUGAGAAUCCACAGUAUUACUGUGACUCCUUGAAAGCCUGCCUGGUUACCACUGUCACCUCCUCUGGACCCUCCCAGAGCACCAUUAAACUAGUGGCCACCAACAUGAUUGCUAAUGGGAAACUAGCAGAGGGAGUACAGCUGCUGUGCCUGAUAGAUAAGGCUGCCGAUGCCUGCCGGUACCUCCAGACCUACAAUGAAUGGACUCGAGCAGCUUGGUUGGCAAAGGUGAGGUUAAACCCAGAGGAGUGCGCUGAAGUCUUGAAACGCUGGGUCGACCAUCUCUGCUCAGCCCACAUCAACCAAAAAUACAAGGCCAUCCUUGUGCUCCUUUCUCUUGGCAGCUUCCGGAAAGUCAUUGAGAUGCUCCACACCAUGAGAUGCUUUGAUAGAGCGGCCCUGUUCUCGGAUGCCUGCCUGCAGUGUGGCGCACUUGAAGACAAUGAAGAAACAAAUAAGGUGGUCUCGGCGGUGUUUGCUGAUUACGCCCACAGCCUGCGUUCCCUCGGAUUCACCCCGGGGGCUCUGCUGUUCAGCCUGAAGGCAGGCGAAGCCGGGGCAGAGUUACUGGCAGAUCUUCAGAACACCAAGAGCACAGAGGAGAAAUGAGUAGAGAAACAAUGCUAAGAAAUAAUAGACAUACCAGGGGGUGUAUGGAGUACAGCUGUGCCAGCAGGGAGGGGGGCACGGACACUGGCUUUACAUGGGUAAUGUGCCCUGUUCCCUCAUCCCUACACUACCUGAUACUUGCACAUUCACGGUAAUAGGGGGGUGUAGAGGAGGAUCCAUGUAAUUGAUUAGACAUUCCAACUCCUCCGUUCAGAUGUAAAUAUGUUGGGCCCCUCAGACGGGCCCCUCGGACUGGCCCCUUAUCUGGAAUUCUGCCUAUUGCCCUACAUGUGGCUGCUGAUGGUUUGGCCAUACAUCUGUUAUUAUGGCUGUGCGCCUAGUGUGUGUCCUACUGAUACUUAUACCCUAUUGAUUGGUUGGAACAUAUCUGUAUGGGGCAUUACUGAGGAAGUGAGUAGCAGCCGCAGCUUCACUUCCUGCUCUUCUGAUGGAGCAAUAGAAAGUCAUACUGUGUAUGGCCCCUCAUGUGGUAUCCAUCCGGUCAGCCAGCAGCCUAUUGGUUGGAUACCAAACAUUAUCACUGAGAGUAUGGCCACCUCCAUUAGUUAUCUAGAACCAUCCGUGCUUAUACAUUUUGGAUCAAUAAUGCCCCCCCACGCUGGAGCCUGUUCUCAGCUGGAUGCCAGACCCAUGGAAGUGAUAAUAGAUGUGGCCCUUCGCCAAACCUUGUUUAGUUUAUUAGGGAACCUCUACGUAUACGAUGGCUGCCUUGUUUGUAUGUAGAGAGUAGACUCGGCGUCCAUAAGAUGUAUAUCCCAGGAAGUGCUCAUUAAUCAUUGUGCAGCAGCCUGACUUCCCCCUCUGCUUUGGUGGUGAUGGUACAACCCUGAGAUUAAACUACCUAAUGGUACAUUCCUUAUUACCCCAACCCAGCUCCCAUUUACAUACAGUCCUACCCCCUCUGGUCCUUAUUGCUUAUCCCCAUGAAAGGCAUUCUGGGAUUGCUCGCUGAUCCCAGCCGAAAGCACAUUCCUUUGUUCGGUCCCCCACAAUCCCGUCUGUCAGCGCCUCUCAUUGCAAUAGGUUUGUAUUUAUGGGCGCAAUUUAAACCACACAGCGGCAUCAUUAUUUGCUUUCUCCCGUCCAUGUCACUGCGCCUUCAUUCUCUCUAUUUAUUUAUAAAUAAAUAACGUUCCAAGUACAAUUCAGGUCAUUUGCUUUGAAUGCAGGAAACCUUUUAAAAAUUACCCUAAUGCUUCCAGCGACAGCUCCUAGUAAAUUAUACCCCGCGUUGGGACCUUCAGGGGGAAAUCAGUCUGUUUACAAGUUUAUUUUCUGUUUAUUUUCCAUUAAAGAGUUAUUAAAGCUCCAGGGCAUAGAUUAACUACGAA
Messenger RNA from Xenopus tropicalis (tropical clawed frog), 5098 nucleotides. RefSeq names its product WD repeat domain 11 (gene wdr11). The record is from RefSeq and is a predicted model, not a curated record. Bases 102 to 3746 code for a protein of 1214 amino acids. NCBI's taxonomy places the organism in Eukaryota, Metazoa, Chordata, Amphibia, Anura, Pipidae. The transcript has 29 exons. Gene Ontology annotation, biological process: animal organ development; cilium assembly. Gene Ontology annotation, cellular component: ciliary basal body; Golgi apparatus; axoneme.